This is a messenger RNA of Trichophyton benhamiae CBS 112371, 1314 nucleotides long. RefSeq lists its product as uncharacterized. Bases 1 to 1314 code for a protein of 437 amino acids. The record is from RefSeq and is a predicted model, not a curated record. The transcript is spliced from 3 exons. Lineage: Eukaryota; Fungi; Ascomycota; Eurotiomycetes; Onygenales; Arthrodermataceae.
AUGAACCGCGUUGGGUGGUAUACUUAUCCUUACAACCCACAUAUCCUGGUCGGGACAUAUGCGGCAUUCCCCCAUCAUGGAGGCUUCAGAUACAUGGUACCAGUCACCACUCAUCCUGUCGCCCCUGACCAUCCGAUUUCUUCGCAGUGGGAUGUCGUCUCAGGCCGUAUCAUAGAAAUUCUGGACCGUGUAGGGACUCAGUGGGUGGCCGUUGAAUGCUUUGAGCGGCGCCAGGUGCACAAUGAUAGGCACAGGGGAGAACACGCGGAGACACGCGAGACCACGGUCCUUAUUACGGUGCUGGAGUUCCCUUAUAUUGAUUCCGACUAUAAAAAGAUACUUCAUGAAAUCUACGAAUGCUCAGGAGGGCUCUUCAUUGAGCUGUUGGGGGGAACUGUCUGGUGCGGCGCAACGGAGACUGCCUAUGGAUGGUCCAUCAACGUACGUGAUCUGCGCUUCCCAGAUGCCAGUGACGAUAAGGGUGGGAAGCUAUGGGGUCCCUAUGGGGGUAAUCUAUCCUCCAACACCUAUGUUGCUACGGAUGGGAUUGACAAGUCCCUGGGAAACUUCAGCUGUUAUCUGCUCCUGUCCAAGCCUGGCGAGGAAUUUGCCUCGGAUGUUAAGGAGUGCUGUUUGGCAUGCCAUCAUGCUGUCAGCCUACGCAGGGGGAGGUUCACCCGUACUGGCAAAGAGCUAAGGAAGAAUAUCAGAAUCCGAUGCCCAACUACCCAAGAGUUCGCAAUAGACACCUUUGGGAAGCUUGUCGAUGACCCCGAGUAUGAGGACGAGGAAGAGGAGCACAUUGGCAACGUUCUUGCUAGCUCUGGUUUAGCAGUAUCAAAGGACGACAACUGCAGGUUAGAUUGGGCAGUGGUUCUCUGCCAGCCAGGGAAAUGCGGAAAAAACGUUAGUAUGGGCAACGUGCAUCGAAACAGGACAACAGUAACAAUCGACCGUUGGGCCAGACCUACUGGUAACAGUGAGAUCUAUCUUGCUGGAAGAAGAGAGAAGGGAUAUCUUAACACGGUGAAGAGCUGUAUCUGUUAUAGGAAUGCCGGUCAAGAAACUAGAACCAAAGAGUGGGCAGCUAUCGGUGGAGGCAAGGGGCAUUUCGUCUACAACGACCCCUGCGGCCAGCUCGUUGUUGGGAAGUCCAACAACGAGGCUCUCGGAGUCGUCUGGGGAGGAACCAGAUCCAAACUGACGAUUGAUGUAGCGGCGAUAUAUAUCACACCGCUGCACAUCAUUGCCCAGGGCAUCCGUGAGGCAACUGGCUACAAUGUUUCGCUCGCUGGGGGGUCUAAAAUUGUCUGA